AUGCGUCGCGUGGCUAACUCCAAGUUCGGGGCAAAAGGCUCUCGAUGCAUCUCUGGUGUGGCGCCUAUGCUGUAUUUUCCGGCAACCCCGAAUACACAGCUAACUAAGGAUGAGCAGGUGAAGAGGAACACCAGCAUCGCCAUCGAAAUGAUUAAACGGUAUAAAGGAGAAGUGCCGCCUCAAUACCCCCGGAAGUCAACUGCCACGAUAGAGCAACUUGAAAAAGAGAUUGAUACCUUGCUUGGCGGAGCUGAAAAGUUGCGGAAAAAUACCACCGAUGAUCAACCUAUGGAUAAGCUUACACUAAUGGAGCGUUGCCUUCGCCAUGCUCUCUGGUCCUACCAUAAGGAAGAGGGCAAAUGUGACUUUGACCAGAUAGGCAAAUGGGUUGUGUACACUCCAGAGGACGAGGCAAAAUUGGCUCAUUUGAAGGAUGAGGCGGAAUCAAAAAAGAAAUUGGCCGCCUUUCGGCGGAUUUCUGCGGAAAAAGGUUUACCAAGUGCUUUGCUUCCAAAAAUUCAUUGGGACCAAGAGUACGCCGCCGUAAUUGACCGUGAACUUGUUACUGCAAAACGUGCCCGAUACGAUGUGCUUGCAACUCAGACCACAGAAUGUGACGAUAAGCAGAUCGACGCCGUUCUUCAAGAGUACAGAAAGCCUGCACAGGAUCGACGCUUGGAUAAUCUGGUUGAGCUCCUUGAGCGAUUUAAACCUGUUCUGGCCCGCGAGGCAAUUAUGCAGCGUUUGACAAUCAAGCACCUUGAGGGCCAACUUGGCGUUUGGCGUUACAUGGACUGGUGCCCAGAGGUUCGUGAUCGCGCCGAGCUGGAGGUGGACAUCACCGGCUGGCAGUGGUGGUCUCCGCUGGAAGAGCGUCGUCUCCUGCCCGUUCGACUUCGUUCGGUGAAGGAGGUACGUGAAAUUAUGUCCCAAGCCCAGGCGAAGAAGGCAGCUGAGCAAGUGGAGAAGAGCCCGAAGGCCAUUCAAUCCGGCAGCUCAGAAGGCCUGCGUGAUCGCCUACUGAAGGAGGUUCUCGCUCUUCAGGCUCGCAUCAACCAACGCGAGGAGGCUGAUUCUUCCAAGGGUGAUCAGAAGAAGAGGGCGAAUCAUUGA
Trypanosoma conorhini is the source of this 1113-nucleotide messenger RNA. RefSeq lists its product as uncharacterized. The record is from RefSeq and is a predicted model, not a curated record. Lineage: Eukaryota; Euglenozoa; Kinetoplastea; Trypanosomatida; Trypanosomatidae. The transcript has a single exon. The coding region runs from base 1 to 1113 and encodes 370 amino acids.